GCGCAAUCCAUCCUCGCCCAGCCUGCCAGCUUCGUCCCUCGACACUACUACAUCAACGGCAGCCGCAAGGGGGCCACUUUUCUUAUUCACAGAUUCACAGCUUCAUCAUACCUGUGUAGCCGCCUCUUGUCAACGGGCGUGACGGGAACAUUCCGGCCCGGCUGAGUGCUGCUUCCUCGGGUACCGCACUGCGUCCUCAUGCAGCAAGUCUGCGCUCUCACUACCGGUAGUGCCGUAGCAAUAAUAACCAAUACCCAGCUGCUUGACUCCAUUCGCAGCCCACCUUUCCCGCACCUACCUAGCUCCUGCAAGCUACCUACUCGCCAUUUUCCCUGCCCCUUCCUGUCUCUUGUCUUUCCUGCCUCUUUUCUCCCCCUCCCCUCCCCUUCCCUCCUGAUAUUCUCCCACCAUCCCCCCCCUCCUCCUCCAGUCCUUGAGGCAUCCUGCCAGUCUGUCGCCCCUCAUGCAGCGACUCUGUAGGGCAAGCAGCGCCGCGCUGCGUGCCACUCGCUCGCAAUGUCUUUCUUCAAGACCCGCUUCCUCCCUCUGCGCCGCCCGCCGCCCUCUCGCCCUCUCGACCCAGAAGCGAUACAAGAGCGCCCUCUUCAACGCCCCUGACCCCAACGACAACUUCCUUCAAGGCGAGAAUGCGAAUUACAUCGACGAGAUGUACGUGCAGUACAAGCAGGACCCCAAGAGCGUCCACGUCUCCUGGCAGGUCUACUUCAAGAACAUCGAGAGCGGCAACAUGCCCAUUUCGCAGGCCUUUCAGCCGCCCCCAAACCUUGUCCCAAGCUCUUCCGCCGCCGUCACCGGCCUGGCUGCCGGUGCAGGCGUUGGCAUCGGCGAGGGUUCCGACAUCGACAACCACCUCAAGGUGCAACUGCUGGUGCGCGCCUACCAGGCAAGAGGCCACCACAAGGCGAGGAUCGACCCCCUCGGCAUCCGUCAGGAGCAGAAGGGCUUCGGCAACAUCAAGCCCAAGGAGCUGGAGCUGGACUACUACCAGUUCACCGAGAAGGACCUCGAGACCGAGUACACCCUGGGGCCCGGCAUCCUGCCCCGCUUCAAGAGGGACGGCCGCGAGAAGAUGACCCUGCGCGAGAUCAUCGAUGCUUGUGAGAGGAUAUACUGUGGCUCCUUUGGUGCCGAGUUCAUUCACAUCCCGGACAGGGAAAAGUGCGACUGGCUGAGGGAGCGUAUUGAGGUCCCCAAGCCCUUCACCUACUCACACGACGAGAAGAGGCGCAUCCUGGACCGGCUCAUCUGGAGCUCAAGCUUUGAGUCUUUCCUGGCCACCAAGUACCCCAAUGACAAGCGUUUCGGCCUCGAAGGCUGUGAGACCCUGGUCCCUGGAAUGAAGGCCCUGAUCGAUCGCAGCGUCGACUACGGCGUGAAGGACAUCAUCAUUGGAAUGCCCCACCGUGGUCGUCUCAACGUGCUCAGUAACGUCGUUCGCAAGCCCAACGAGUCCAUCUUCAGCGAGUUCGCCGGUACCUCGGCCGCCGAGGACGAGGGCUCUGGCGAUGUCAAGUACCACCUGGGUAUGAACUUCGAGAGGCCCACCCCGUCCGGCAAGCGCGUCCAGUUGUCUCUGGUUGCCAACCCGUCCCAUCUGGAGGCCGAGGACCCUGUUGUUCUGGGCAAGGCCCGUGCCAUUCAGCACUACAACAACGACGAGAAGACGCACCGCACUGCCAUGGGCGUGCUUCUCCACGGUGACGCUGCCUUCGCCGCACAGGGUGUUGUCUACGAAUGCCUCGGUUUCCAGUCCCUGCCUGCCUACUCGACUGGUGGCACUAUUCACAUUGUCGUCAAUAACCAGAUCGGCUUCACAACGGAUCCUCGUUUCGCCCGCUCAACCGCCUACUGUACCGACAUUGCCAAGGCUAUCGACGCCCCCGUCUUCCACGUCAACGCUGAUGACGUCGAGGCCGUCAACUUUGUCUCCCAGCUCGCUGCCGACUGGAGGGCUGAGUUCCAGUCGGAUGUCGUCAUUGAUUUGGUCUGUUACCGCAAGCACGGUCACAACGAGACAGACCAGCCCUCUUUCACGCAGCCGCUUAUGUAUAAGAGAAUCCAAUCGCACGACCCACAAAUCGACAUUUACGUGGACAAGCUGCUCAAGGAUGGUACGUUCACCAAGGAGGACAUCGAAGAGCACAAGAAGUGGGUCUGGGGGAUGCUUGAGGAGAGCUUCUCCAAGUCCAAGGACUACCAGCCCACGUCCAAAGAGUGGACCACAUCCGCAUGGAACGGUUUCAAGUCCCCCAAGGAACUGGCGACCGAGGUCCUGCCCCAUCUCCCCACCGCCGUGAGGAAGGAUACGCUGGAGCAUAUCGGCCAGAUGAUAGGUUCCGCCCCCGAGGGCUUCAACAUCCACCGCAACCUGAAGCGAAUCCUGUCUAACAGGACCAAGACCGUGCUUGAGGGCAAGAACAUCGACUGGUCGACCGCCGAGGCCCUGGCGUUUGGAUCGCUUGUCUCUGAAGGACACCAUGUCCGUGUCGCCGGACAGGACGUGGAGCGCGGAACCUUCUCUCAGCGUCACGCAGUAUUCCACGACCAGGAGAGCGAGGAUACAUACACCCCCCUGCAACACAUCAGCAAGGACCAGGGCAAGUUCGUCAUCUCAAAUUCUUCUUUGAGUGAGUAUGGCGCCAUGGGCUUCGAGUACGGCUACUCGCUGUCUUCACCUAAUGCUCUGGUGAUGUGGGAGGCUCAGUUCGGCGAUUUCGCGAACAACGCACAGUGCGUUAUCGACCAGUUCAUCGCAUCUGGCGAGGUGAAGUGGAUGCAGAGAACCGGCCUCGUCUUGUCCCUUCCCCACGGAUACGAUGGCCAGGGACCUGAGCACUCUUCCGGCCGCAUCGAGCGGUACCUUCAACUCUGCAACGAGGACCCUCGCAUCUUCCCCUCCGAGGACAAGUUGCAGCGCCAGCACCAAGAUUGCAACAUGCAAAUUGCAUACAUGACAACACCUGCCAAUCUGUUCCACGUUCUGCGACGUCAGAUGAACAGGCAGUUCCGAAAGCCCUUGAUCAUCUUCUUCUCCAAGUCCCUUCUCCGCCACCCGAUAGCACGCUCCAACAUCGAGGACUUCACCGGUGACUCCCAGUUCCAGUGGAUCAUCGAGGACCCAGCUCACGAGAGUGGCGACAUCAAGGCUCGCGAGGAAAUUGACCGUGUCGUGAUCUGCAGUGGACAGGUGUACACGGCGUUGCACAAGUACCGCGCCGACAACGGCCUCAAGGAUGUGGCCAUCACGCGCAUCGAACAGCUCAACCCAUUCCCCUGGCAACAACUCAAGGAGAACCUGGACAGCUACCCCAACGCCAAGACCAUUGUCUGGGCGCAGGAGGAACCACUGAACGCCGGCGCGUGGAGCUUCACGCAGCCGCGUAUCGAGACGCUGCUGAACGAGACCCAGCACCAUGAUCACAAGCAUGUUAUGUACGCGGGCCGUAACCCAAGCGCGUCGGUCGCGACGGGCCUGAAAGCCAACCAUGUCAAGGAGGAACAGGAGCUGCUUGAGGUUGCGUUUACGGUGACGCAGGACAAGCUGAAGGGUGAAUAGACGGAGCUGUGCAAGGCACAAGAUAAGGAACACAUUGGGAUCCAUGAAUGCCGACAGAUAACCGGUAGUCAACAUGUAUACUGUGUUGGAGAAAGAUGCCGGUGAUGCCGGUCUAGGGAGGAAGCGUUUCCUUUGUAAAAGUAGUCCUUCCGGUGCUUCGCGGGUUGUAGGAAUGACCAUGGGACGGAUCAAUGCAUAUCUGCGCGUUUUGACUUGACCCAACUGCUUUCAGCUGUCUCAAGCAGGAUCAAUCCGGCAACGGCUGGGUGAAGGAGGCUCAUUUCUAGCUCGUUAGUCUGGCCGCAUGCAACGUGAACCAUGCUGUCAAAUGCUGUGGAUCACAGAGCCAGCAGUCACGGAGUGUCCCUACGUCAGUCUCUCAAGGGCUAGGCCGCCGCGAAUCAUGGGGUAAACUCAAGGGCGUUCAUUGUGCGCGCAUCGGAGCUUUGCACGAAUCUCUAUAUGGAUUAGAAGCCAGUCGCACGCAGCCUUUUUACCUACCCCCCGGUUGGAACUUCUUGUAGAUGCCAUGAUUCUAAGGGGCAGUCAGCUGCCAUGGCUUGACCUCUCCGUUGUCACCUGUCGUGACAAGCAUUUCAUCCACGCCGCGGUUCUCGGCCCCAGAGUCAAACCUGCGGCACCAGGUGACAUGAUUAAUCUCGUAAGGCCCAUGGCCAUUCUCCACUGUGGCCAUUACGCGCCACCCCGUGGCCUCAGAGCUAUGCGGGACGGCGGUUGCCUCGCCGUUUUCAGCAUGUCCCAAUGGUGCUGCCCCAAGCCUCGUGGGCUCGGAAGCGUCGCUGGAAGUGGCGGCAUCUUCCCUGUAGACAGCAAUAAUUCCAUCGCUUCCUGUGCUGGCAACGAGGCCAGAGACGGGGCUCCACGCGGCAGAAUACACGUCCCUCCUGUGCACGGAAGGAAGAAUGGCUGUGCAUUUCCAUUCCUCUCUUAGCGAGCGACGCAUGGUGUUGGGGAUGCCGCCCAAGCCGGGUCGGAACAGAGGGUUCCUCCCGUCGCCGCUCUCCUCCUCGUCUUGGUCGUCCUCUUCCAGGGUCCAGAUGCGUAUUGUCUUGUCCGCCGAGAAACUCAUCAGGCGCGGGAACGCCUUUCUGUCCGGGCUGGCCUCCCAUUGCACACCCCACACAGUGCCGUCAUGGCCCUCCAGGACCGCCACGCAUACCCACUCCCCGUCGCCGUCCUCCCGCCAGAUCCGCACGGUGUUGUCAUAACUGCUGCUCGCCAGCACGUCGGCGCCAUAUUUUCCCUUGGCGGUGCGGCCAGGCACGUCGGGGCACCAGGAGACAGACUUGACGUCGCCCUCGUGCUCGUUGAGGACGGCGACCGUCUCCCACUCGUCGUCGGCCUCGUUGGCGCCGACAUCCUCCCAUAUCCACACAGUCUUGUCACGGCUACAGGUAGCCAAGUACUGGGCAGAGGGCGAGAAUGCGACAGACUUGACCUCUGAGUCGUGGCCCUCGAGGACCAGGGAGAACUCCCAGUCGUCUUCGUCUUUAUCGGAGGCAGUGGGAUCUCUCUGUGGGGAGCGGCUGGCUGUGGUGGUGGUCACGUCAACCUCCAAACUGCCGGGGUGAGACGGGACAAGGUCGGCCGGCUGAUCCACAGAGAGGUUGCCGCCGUCCCAGCGCCACAGGGCAGCGGUGGAGUCGAAGCUGGCGGUCACGAGGCAGAGCUUGUUUGGGGGCAUGGCAGGCUUCCAGGCGGCGGAGCGGACGGAGCGGGCAUGGCCGCCAGUCAGGAUGCUGUGCGAGGUGAGGGAGGAGAGCGAGUAGAUGGUGACGGCCUUGGAGUGGCAAGUCGCCAGAAGGGGCAGGGUAGGAUGCGGGAUCGAGGCCCAGGCGCGCUGGUAGAGCUCUGGACUCAGGGCCGGCAUCGCCCUGAGCCUGGGCCCGUCCUCGCCGGAGCCUGGUGAAACCAUCGAGAGCAGCGUCACGGUUCGUGUUGUCGGUAGCUUUUAAUGUUUUCGGCUUUGGAACGGGGCGUGACGGGGCGUCGGGGAGCGGGUGCUCGUAGCCGACGCGGUGCAACUUCUGCCCCCCUCUCUUAGGCUGAGUAAAGGGGCGUGAUUGCAAGAUUCAAUUCCUUUUCUCUUGUGCAGCAGCGGGGAAAACUAUGCAUCCAUACAAGCCACCUGGAAAGAGGUGAGGUCGCGAGAAGCUGUUGCGGUAGCUGACAAUUGUAUGGACAUCGCUGUAGUUGGCUGUU
This is a messenger RNA of Diaporthe batatas, 5800 nucleotides long. Its product is annotated as alpha-ketoglutarate dehydrogenase KGD1. Bases 464 to 3577 code for a protein of 1037 amino acids. The record is from RefSeq and is a predicted model, not a curated record. The transcript is spliced from 2 exons. Lineage: Eukaryota; Fungi; Ascomycota; Sordariomycetes; Diaporthales; Diaporthaceae. Gene Ontology annotation, cellular component: mitochondrion; oxoglutarate dehydrogenase complex. Gene Ontology annotation, biological process: tricarboxylic acid cycle. Gene Ontology annotation, molecular function: oxoglutarate dehydrogenase (succinyl-transferring) activity; thiamine pyrophosphate binding.